This is a messenger RNA of Nematocida ausubeli, 576 nucleotides long. RefSeq lists its product as uncharacterized. The record is from RefSeq and is a predicted model, not a curated record. The coding region runs from base 1 to 576 and encodes 191 amino acids. The transcript has a single exon. Lineage: Eukaryota; Fungi; Microsporidia.
AUGGGAGAAAACUCAAAUGAAAAUUCAAUAAAGUCCUUGGUGGAACAGUCUAUUAUCGUCUUGUACUACGGUGAAUUUGAAGUGACUGAUGAAAUGUUCACAUUUAAUGAGUUAAAUCUGCAGGGAAAACCAGACUUAGAGAGAACCCUUAGGAAACUUUAUAAAAUAGAUUCACUCCCAUGCAUACUCGCGUAUGGAUCUGUCUUCUCUAUGGAGGAAAUAGCUGCAGUACAAGAGAUUGAAAGAGAAUUCAACAAAAAACAACUAGAUGCAGCUAUAGAUCUGAUAAAGACGCAAAAAAGAGUGAUAUUCAUAAAGGGAACACCUACCCGGCCGCAAUGCAGGUUCACAAAAGAACUUCUUGGGAUAUUCCAGGAAGAAGGUCUUUCCCCAGAGAGAGACUACAAAAGUGUAAAUGUCUUGGAGACGGAUGCAGUACGGGAAGGUAUCAAGGAAUAUGGAGACUGGCCCACAUACCCGCAGGUCUACAUAAACCAUGAAUUAGCAGGUGGUCUUGAUGUGAUUAAAGCAGAAAGAGCUCAAGGAAGAAUCAGAGCAGUCCUGGGUCUUCAAUAA